GUGUUUUUGUUGCUACUGGGGACUGUUGUGUUGUGAAAAUGGCGACGCCUCGUCGCUCCUCUCAGCAGCAGCAGCCGAACUCCCUGCUGUCCUCCCCGCCCAGAGGCUCCUCUCGCCCCGCCACCCCGCCCGGCUCUCCGCCGGCUCCCUCCGACGAUGCCGCCUCGCCUCCCCACGUAGAGGCCAUGGAGAACACGGCUGACGGUGAGGUAACCCCUGCCUCUCCCACCAGCAGCACCGCCGCCUCCCCGGCUCUGGCCCUCACCGCUAGCAGCAGCAGCGGCUGUAGCAGCAGCGCUAGCUCCCCGACCACCACCGAGGGCAGCGGGACCAGCCCCGGCUCUACGCCCGACUCGGGCAGCGGCAACACGGCCAGCAGCGGCGGCAGCAGCGGCGGCAGCAGCGGGGGCAGCGGCGGUGCGGCUAACGGGGCUUUUCGGGAGCUGUUUGAAGCCUGUCGGAACGGAGAUGUUUCGAGGGUGAAGAAACUCGUGGAUGCGGUGAAUGUGAACGCCAAAGACAUGGCUGGACGAAAGUCGACUCCCCUGCACUUCGCUGCAGGUUUCGGCCGGAAAGAUGUGGUGGACCACCUGCUCCAGACGGGCGCUAAUGUUCACGCCAGAGACGACGGCGGUCUGAUCCCGCUGCACAACGCCUGCUCCUUCGGCCACUCUGAGGUGGUGUCCUUGCUGCUGUGUCAAGGCGCUGACCCUAAUGCCCGAGACAACUGGAACUACACGCCGCUACACGAAGCCGCCAUCAAGGGCAAGAUCGACGUCUGUAUAGUGUUGCUGCAGCAUGGAGCCGACCCCAACAUCCGCAACACCGACGGCAAGUCCGCCCUGGACCUGGCCGAACCGUCCGCCAAGGCAGUGCUCACAGGUGAAUACAAGAAGGAUGAGCUGCUGGAGGCGGCGAGGAGUGGAAACGAGGAGAAGUUAAUGGCCUUGCUCACGCCGCUCAACGUCAACUGCCACGCGAGCGACGGCCGCAAGUCCACUCCCCUCCACCUGGCAGCGGGAUACAACAGGGUGAGGAUAGUUCAGUUGUUGCUACAGCACGGAGCAGAUGUCCACGCCAAGGACAAGGGCGGUCUGGUUCCUCUACACAACGCCUGCUCUUAUGGACACUAUGAAGUUACUGAGCUGCUGCUGAAGCACGGAGCCUGCGUGAACGCCAUGGACCUGUGGCAGUUCACGCCGCUGCACGAGGCGGCGUCUAAGAACCGGGUGGAGGUGUGCUCCCUGCUGCUGAGCCACGGCGCCGACCCGACCCUCCUCAACUGCCACAGCAAGAGCUCUGUGGACAUGGCGCCCACUCCGGAGCUGAAGGAGAGGCUCACAUAUGAAUUUAAGGGCCACUCGCUGCUUCAAGCUGCUCGAGAAGCCGACAUGGCCAAAGCUAAGAAGACUCUCGCCCUGGAGAUCAUCAACUUCAAACACCCUCACACACAUGAAACCGCCCUGCAUUGUGCUGUAGCGUCGCCUCAUCCCAAAAGGAAACAGGUGACGGAGCUGCUGCUGAGGAAAGGCGCCAACGUCAACGAGAAGAACAAAGAUUUCAUGACUCCUCUCCAUGUGGCAGCAGAACGAGCUCAUAAUGACAUUAUGGAAGUGCUGCAGAAACAUGGGGCAAAGGUGAACGCCCUGGAUACGCUGGGUCAGACAGCGUUGCAUCGCGCCGCGCUGGCAGGACACCUCCAGACCUGCAGGCUGUUGCUAGGAUAUGGGGCCGACGCCUCGCUGGUGUCACUGCAGGGCUUCACCGCCGCUCAGAUGGGAAACGAAGCCGUUCAGCAAAUACUCAACGAGAACGUCCCAGUGAGGAACUCAGAUGUGGACUACAGACUCCUGGAAGCUGCUAAAGCUGGAGACCUGGACACUGUCAAGGUAGUUUGGCUGCAUUUUGUCACAUUUUGGAGCCGACAGUCGUCUGAAGACGGCGUUUUGACUCUUUCCAGUGUACAACCCGUAUAUGCAAGGGAUAGCAUCGCCUGGAUAGAGUUUGUAGUACAGGGCCCGGUCGAUGAUCUGACCUUUCUCCAGUUUUUGCAGGCAGUUAACCACUUUGAGUUUGUAGGUGUUGGUAGGAUUGUGAUGUUGGGAUCCUUCUGCAGAGUUAUCAGUGCCCGUUUCUCCUGUGCGGAGAUGUUGGACGGGGGUAACUUGGCACUGGAGAGUGCUGCCGACACCUUAAGCCUGAUCUGUUCCGCCUCUGUCUCUGACAACCUAUUGUUCCUAAUGGCCGAUUCUGUGGCCGUCACCAAGUCCACCACCGGUGUCCAGUUCCGCUGUUUUGCUCUGUGGGGCCGCCUGGGAAGGACUGCCGCCAGUCCUUCCUUCAGAGCUCUGUAUUUUGGCCCAUUCUUGUUCCCCCCUGGAACUAUAGAACCGGGACUCAAGGAUGUUUUCUGCUUUGUGGCCUUUCACCGUGGAGGUAGGAUUGUGAUGUUGGGAUCCUUCUGCAGAGUUAUCAGUGCCCGUUUCUCCUGUGCGGAGAUGUUGGACGGGGGUAACUUGGCACUGGAGAGUGCUGCCUUAAGCCUGAUCUGUUCCGCCUCUGUCUCUGACAACCUAUUGUUCCUAAUGGCCGAUUCUGUGGCCGUAACCAAGUCCACCACCGGUAACUCAUCUGGUGUGACUGCAGAGUUCAGUCCUUUGGCAAGGACCCCCCGCUCGGCUGGAGUUAGCUCUCUGUCUGACAAAUUACAGAGCUCUGAAGGAAGGACUGGCGGCAGUCCUUCCCGGGCGGCCACACAGAGCAAAACAGCUGAACUGGACACCUAUGACAAAUGGGUUAAGAAUUUGUCAGACAGAGAGCUCACUCCAGCCGAGCGGGGGGUCCUUAAGGUGUCGGCAGCACUCUCCAGUGCCAAGUUACCCCCGUCCAACAUCUCCGCACAGGAGAAACGGGCACUGAUAACUCUGCAGAAGGAUCCCAACAUCACAAUCCUACCUGCAGAUAAGGGGAGAUAUACUGUUAUCCUUAACACAGCUGACUAUCACUCAAAGGUCAGCAGCCUCCUAUGUGACUCAGCAACUUAUGAGACCCAAAAACGAGACCCCACCAACACCUACAAACUCAAAGUGGUUAACUGCCUGCAAAAACUGGAGAAAGGUCAGAUCAUCGACCGGGCCCUGUACUACAAACUCUAUCCAGGCGAUGCUAUCCCUUACAUAUACGGGCUGCCAAAAAUUCACAGAGGGCGCCCCUCUGAGACCAAUUGUUCCAAUCGCGUGUUCACUCACUGGAUAAAUGUCUCUUUAAUUCUCCAGCACGGAGCAGAUCCGACCAAGAAGAACCGGGACGGGAACACGCCUCUGGACCUGGUGAAGGACGGGGACACCGACAUCCAGGACCUGCUCAGAGGAGACGCUGCGUUGCUGGACGCCGCCAAGAAAGGCUGCCUGGCCAGAGUGCAGAAGUUGUGCAGCCCCGACAACAUCAACUGUCGGGACACGCAGGGACGCAACUCCACUCCGCUGCACCUCGCAGCCGGAUACAACAACCUGGAGGUAGCCGAGUAUCUGCUGGAGCACGGAGCCGAUGUGAACGCGCAGGACAAAGGAGGGCUGAUACCUUUACACAACGCUGCUUCCUACGGGCAUGUGGACAUCGCCGCCCUGCUGAUUAAAUACAACACGUGUGUGAACGCCACAGAUAAGUGGGCGUUCACUCCUCUUCACGAAGCCGCCCAGAAAGGACGGACUCAGCUCUGCGCCCUGCUGCUGGCCCAUGGAGCCGACCCCACCAUGAAGAACCAGGAGGGUCAGACGCCGCUGGACCUGGCAACCGCUGAUGACAUCAGAGCGCUGCUGAUUGACGCCAUGCCACCAGACGCCCUGCCAAGCUGCUUAAAGCCGCAGGCCACCGUGGUGAGUGCCAGUGUGGUGAGUACAGGUGCAGCGGGGGGCGUGGUCAUCUCUCCAUCUCCGUCUCCAUCCUGCCUGUCAGCAGCCAGCAGCAUAGACAACCUGACCACGCCCCUUGGUGACAUCACGGUUGCUGGGGCGACGGGCACAGCAGACGGAGCAUCCGGGUCGGACAGGAAGGAGGGAGAAACGCUGCUCGACAUGACCAUCAACCAGUUCCUGAAGAGUUUGGGGCUGGAACACCUCAGAGAAAUCUUCCAGCGGGAACAGAUUUCUCUAGAUGUGCUGGCUGACAUGGGUCACGAGGAGCUGAAGGAGAUCGGCAUCAACGCUUACGGUCACAGACACAAACUCAUCAAGGGAAUCGAGCGGCUGCUGGGAGGCCAGCAAGGUGCAAACCCUUACCUGACGUUCCACUGCUCCAGUCAGGGCACGGUGCUGAUCGACCUGGCACCAGACGACAAGGAGUUCCAGUCUGUGGAGGAGGAACUACAGAGUACGAUUAGAGAACACCGAGAUGGAGGCAACGCAGGCGGAGUCUUCAGCCGGUACAACAUCAUUAAGAUUCAGAAGGUCGUGAACAAGAAGCUACGGGAACGAUACGCACACAGACAGAAGGAAAUUGCAGACGAGAAUCACAACCACCACAACGAGCGCAUGCUCUUCCACGGUUCUCCCUUCAUCAAUGCAAUCAUCCAUAAGGGCUUUGACGAACGCCAUGCCUACAUCGGUGGCAUGUUCGGUGCUGGCAUCUACUUUGCAGAGAACUCUUCCAAAAGCAACCAGUACGUUUAUGGGAUCGGUGGAGGAACGGGAUGUCCGACCCAUAAAGACCGAUCCUGCUAUGUGUGUCACAGACAGAUGCUGUUCUGCAGGGUGACACUGGGUAAGUCAUUUCUUCAGUUCAGUGCGAUGAAAAUGGCCCAUGCCCCUCCUGGACACCACUCCGUUAUAGGGCGACCCAGUGUCAACGGACUGGCAUAUGCAGAGUACGUCAUCUACAGAGGAGAACAGGCUUACCCAGAAUACUUGAUCACCUACCAGAUUGUGAAGCCAGAGAGUCUGGCCACACCUGCUGCCACUGCUGAGCAGAAGUCCUAAAGCGCCGCCACGGCUGGAUGUGAAGAUGGCCAGAUUGUAGUGGACUCUCUAGGAGGACUUGGAACUGAAGUGUAAGGCGUUUCAGACCUCAGAGCUGAACUUGAGAAGGACCGGGUCAAGAAGUGCCGACUGGGCAGGAGUCAGAUCCUCGGAACAGUCUCUAAACGGAAGAAGACGAGGAGGAUGAAAACACAAUGUUUUUUUAGUUUUGGGGUAAAAUAGAUAUUCAGUCAAGAGCAGCAGACAGCAAAAUCAUUUUUAAUCAAGUCUAACUUUGAGAUGGAAAUGCGAAAGUGCUGAUUAUUGUUUGUGGAUGUGCACCAGGAUGCUGUUUUGCAGGUCCCUGAUAUGAUCUAAAAAUUAAAGCAAUUACAACAAAACAUAAUCCAAACCCAAACAAACGCUGCUGUUCCUGCACCUUUGCACCGCUCACAUAUUCUACCCCCAGAUUUUAAUGUGUUGUUUUGAUAUCACGUCCUCUUUGGGCUUUGUGCAUCAUCUACAACAACAAAAACAACACCCCCAGGUCACUCCCAGGAAGCGGUGAUUGUUGUGCUAAGAGAACAGAAAUCCGGUGCUUUUUAUGUCACAUUUCCACCAGUGAGGCUGAUGUAAACAAAACAAGAUUUCUGUUUUCUUUCAUAACUUUUCGAAACAGAAGAAGAUACAUGAAAAUGGUUGUGCAGAAAAGAUGAGUAAUAGAGAUUAGUGUAGAUGAAUACCCGGGAGUCGACAAGACAGCAAUCCACUACAGUCCAUACUGGGACCAAACCAGUUCAUUUCAAAACCGCUGCUGCCAGCACACAACAAGCCCCAUACACUGAACAAUAACAUGCACUUCACAUACAGAUAUUUCAAACUUUUGAAGGCAUUUUUGGGUUCAGAAAAAGAAGCUAAGUUGAGCGAAGUUGUGACAAGCAAGAAACAACCACAAUAACAGACUAAAACAAGAAGCCAACACUGUCCUCUCUGCUCUUAUUGUGAAUAGAUAUUUCCACCAAGAAUCAUCUGAAAAUAACUCAUUACUGGCUUCGUGUUGCUGCAGAGAAUUUGGAGGCUUUAUAGGAACUCAAACAUGGUGGUUGCAGCUUGUUUCAGCUCCGCUCCAACUAAACCUGCCUGAACUUUCACUAAACAAUAAAACCGCAAAGAUUGUGACACUUAAAUGUACAAAAUUUCCUCUCAGCUGCCGGUUUAUUAGGCACACCUACCCAAAACAAAUGCAGUCGGAUAAUAAUCUAUCUUCAUGCAGUGAAAGUGAAGGAGUUUCACAUCUUGAAUGUUGAUAAAUUACAGGAAAAUGCAUUGAUUUGUUCCAGAUAAAGUACCAGUACUCAUUGCCUUUACAGCAGGCGGACUGAUCGGGCUUACUGUCGAGCGUAGUCAACCCACAAAGACCUAUUCUAAGCUAAGAAAAACACACACUGUUGAACAAGUGUUGUUGAAACAGUUUCAGAGAGCUGUUGAUUCAACCUCAUGAUCACUUUCAAGGAUGUAGCUUGUGGUGCAUUAUACAGAGGGUUCUAUUAUCUCACAUAUCCCUAUUGAUAAAAAUAGGUAGGAUGAAAUAAAAAAUAUAACCUUCAUGAAGGUCAAAUUCUCAGUACUGCUGUAAAACAGACUGGCAACCAAGGCAAACAUUUCAUUCAUUACACCUCACUCAAAGUGUUCAAUACCGACAUUAAGCUCUAUGUUUACCACUCCAGCCAGUAUAUAAUGCUUUCUGCCACAUUACAGAGAUAAAAGAUGGAGGUCCAGCUUUCUCUGUGUGGCGUUCUUGCUCUCUGUUUAGUGUAAAGUUCUGUUACUUUUACUUUUAGGAGAGAAACUGAAUGUAUGGCGUGUAAAACAGUUUCCGAUGGGGAAAAAAAAAGGGAUGUUAUUCUCUUUAAAACCCCACUUUGUCAUUAAUCGUAAUGGGUUAGGCGAAUUUUAAGCAUUCACACAUUUGUGCUGUUACACCUCUGUGACUCAACGGAAGCAUUUUUUUUUUCGUUUUGUAAUUUAAUGUGUCUGAAAUGGGCCCACAUUUUUAUCUGGUUGUUUACAUAAACCUGCUGCCUUCCGGCCUUUUUCCUCUUUAACUCUAACUGUUGAUGCUCUCUAGUGGUCCAACGGAGGCACUGCUCGUUCGCAGCACUGACCUGAAGGGUAGAAUAACAGUGUAAGGAUUACAUUCUAUUUGUGUAUUUCUAAGGCGUAUUUCAUUUUUGUUUUCUGCCUUUCAUCUGUUUGUUUUCUUUUUGUACUCCUGAGUUUACACUCCUUAAACAAAUGUGAAAAGUGAGCCUUGUCACUGUACCUCAGCGAGCCAUAAAACAGUUUUGUAUAACCGGGAAUCUGCAGGUUGACUGAGGCUGACGAUGAUGAGGAUAAUAGAUAUGUUGUACAUAAAGAUGAGCUAUCACACAUGUGUACUAAAUAGUAAACUACCAUGUACAACAUGGUCAUAAUGGAAGAUGAGCACUCCUCACACUACAAACUAUAAGCUUGAGUUCUUUGUGUUUCUGUUGAUAGUUUAUUAUUUAUGGUUGUUUUAAUUAAUGACACUGUACAUCACAUGGGACCACACAUGAAAUUAUAUUUACCUCUAAUCAGGUCACACCAAGUUGUGCUGAUGGUCUUUGAAAUUCCUUGAAAACUUGUGGAAUAAAAAUGGAUAUAAAGGCUUUUGAGAGAAAGAAAAGUGCAUCUGGUUAAGUCUGUUAAGUUUACUUAAAGACAUCUUUCUAGCUUGAUUUUAAUUGGACAUAAAACAGACAACUGAUAAAGUCUAACAGCUCUGAUUGUUGGUUUAUUUUUAUCUCGACACUGUGAGCUUUAACUUUGUCUGAUUUCAGCUGAUUCAUACAUUCAGUGGAAAAGAGAGAAUGAUUUUUAGUCUGAAGUGAGUCCAAACCAAUAUUGAUUCCUUGUAAACUGAGCCUGAAAUCUUUUUUUUUUCAUUUAGCAGCCAGCUGGCAGAGCCUCAGUUAAUAAUCUAAACAUUGUUUUUGUCUAUUUUUAAGCUAUAAAGAUCCUACAUCAGCAUUUCCCUUCCAUUGUGCAGCCCAAACUUCUGCGAUUCAUUUCAGGGAAAUUAAGUAAAACAAAAAGCAGAUGAAUAAGUAGAGACAAUAACUGACAACAACUGCAGAAAUUAGAAAAAUGAACAAGGCUGACAUUUAAUCAGGAUGACAGGAAGUUUUAUAAUGGAAGAUUAAAGCUGCUGCACUGGAACGCAAUUAACUUCCUACAUGGCCUUUUGUAAAAUAUGUUUUUCAGACAUCUAGCUUGUUACAACACGCUUAGAUCUCAAUUCAUAAUGCUCAGAUAAGAAUUCAAAGCGGAUAAAUGUGACGUUCCUGUUUGCUUUUAACGCCUUUUGUUGUCCUCUGCACUGGGACGGAGGUUUCAGAUGAACCUGCAGUGUCACAGUUGGCUCUCUGAGUUUAUGGAGAGCAUGUGGAGUUUACAGCAUUGACCUCAUUCAGGUCAGCAGCUCUGUAUGAUUUAGCAUCAGAAAGCUGUUUGAAAUUAGACUGUAAAUAAACUAACUCCAGAUGGCCCUUUAACGGGUCUUUUGUGGAUGAUUUUGGGUUCUUUCUUUUGUUUUUUUUUUCCUCCUUGGAAAGACUUUUCAAAGAUCUUUUUUAUGUGAUAACCAUUUGAAUUAUGUUGUAGCUGGUCUGUCUCUAUUGAUUUGUCUCAAGGGCCAGUCAGCCAUCUUGUUGUAAAUAGUUUGGAGGGUGUGUGUGUGUGUAAAAAAACAACAACAAAAAAAAGAAAUCAAUCCAUGCCUCACUUCCUGACCUGCCUUCUACCAAAAGCCACCAGUUGAAUUAACACACUCCUCAUCAGAUGUGACUGACCUCCUGUUGUACAGACGGUUGUACAGAGCUGUCAAGCUGCUAGAACAUGGAACAGAGAAACUCCCUCACUCCUGUACAGAAAGAACAAAAUCCUUAAUAAAAGAAUUUAAAGUGUC
Molecule: messenger RNA, 8940 nt
Organism: Amphiprion ocellaris (clown anemonefish)
Lineage: Eukaryota; Metazoa; Chordata; Actinopteri; Pomacentridae
Product: poly [ADP-ribose] polymerase tankyrase-1-like
Exons: 33
Coding region: 39-4973 (1644 amino acids)
Molecular function (GO): protein binding; NAD+ poly-ADP-ribosyltransferase activity
Source: RefSeq, a predicted model, not a curated record